AUGAAAACGAGAAAAAACGAUUACGGGGAAGUGAAGACAAUUGUAAAGCGAAAAUAUACGAAGAAAGUGAAAGUUAAAGAAGAAGUAUUACAGAAUAGCGAGAUAGAGUUACCUAAGUUUAUUAGAAGUCAUCCAGAAGUACUCAAGAAUCACCCCGGUUCAAAACCGAUUACUAGUUCAACAUACCCUCCUACAUCCGAUUCUCUGUACCCUCCCCUUAUUAUCAACAAAUUACACUUUAUUUUUCGUUUCUCACUUCUUUCUAUUCAUUCGCCCCCGCAAUCUUACUUUCAUAAUCGUCAAACUAAACCUCUGCCUAUACCGUUAUCUCAAGUUCCCUUCUCUGCUCCGAAAGGUCUCAUUUUCACUCCUAACCCUCGAAUCUCACAAUAUUCUGAAGCUACCCGUUUAGAAAUCAAAAGAAUUUAUACUCUUACACCGAAUACUGCUACCGCGAUGUCGAAUACCGGGAACACACCGACAGGCGCUCCGCCUGGAACUCGACAGCCACCACCCCACACAGCCCCAUCUACCGCUUCUAUAGAAGACUACCGUUCCAACAAGUUCCAACUUCAAUUGCCGGGUUUUGUAAAAGGUUGUGUUAGCGAACUCAAACCCGAUGGAUCUAACUACGUUGAAUGGGAGUUCAAGAUGAAGAGAUGUAUUGAUCGAGUCACAAAAGUUCAGAAUUACCUUGACAAAGAGAACAUGUCGAUCACGGACCCCGAUGGUGACGGUGUUGUAUUCUCGAUGAUCGAACUUGCCGUACCUUUCGAAAUCCAACGACGCCUUUCUGGAUCGGCUAAAGACGCUUUACGUACGAUUAGGAGCCUCUUCUUCUUCCCAAGUAGAAGCGGUCACAUGGCUACGUGGAGAGAGGUGCUGGAGAUCAAGUAUGAUGAUGUCUCUGAAAUCGGUGACUACUUCAGGAAAAUCGACCAGAAGAUAUCCGAUCUGGACAGAGCUGGUUUUGAAUGGACUAAGGAUUCGAUCACCGGUGUUCUCUACCAAAUUGGACUGGGUAAUGCUUUUACCAACGUGAAUAACACAUUGAAUGCUCGACUGCGAUCUACACCAGCGAUUCAAGUCACUGCGCGUGAGGUAGAAGAAACAAUUCGAGCUGAAAAACAGACCCAUCAAACCGACAAUAUCACUCCGACCUUCAGUCAACUAGACAUCAAUGAUCACGCAGACUUCAAUGCUUUUCAAACUUCUCCUAGUAUGAACAGACGUGGAGCUGGUAAUACUGGUGUAUCUUAUAGAUCAGCAACUUCUUCGAGAGGUAGAGGGGUAUUCGCUCAUACACCACCAUCACAACCUCGUUAUCUUAAUACCCCAACCAGAACAUACCAAUUGACACCUCGAGUCGGUUCUCAAGUCACGCCGAAAUACGUUCCACCAGCUCCCAACGUUGUGUCGAAGUUUCAUCCAUCCCUUUACAAGGACUCCAUCUGUUUCGUGUGCUCCAAUACCGGCCAUUGGUCAGAUACCUGCCCGACCAAGUACCCCCCAAAACAUCAUCAGCCACAACCAUCCACUAGUCGUGAACCCGUUCCGCCUCGUUCCUUUCGUCUCAACCUUAUCGAUGCGAACGGGGCAGCUUUCACUGUGGAUGCGACAGGGGUAGAGGAUGAUGAUGGGCCGUUGCCUGAUGGCAUCUGGGCGUCUGAGGGUACGCUCACUGAGGUGUGGGACAACCCGGACGAAGGUGUGAGUGAUACUGGUGCCACCCAUACGGUGACUGGUAAACUCACAUGCUUAACUGAUGUCCGUGUCCUUCCUAGGCCGAUACCAAUAAGGGUGGCGACCAAAGCACCUAAGGCUUACGUCACACAUGCGGGGACGAUGCACGUCAAAGGAGACGACGGAAGAUCAAUUGCCGUACCGGACACCUUUUAUUCACCCCUGGCCAGCAGUACACUCAUCUCGAUCCCUCAACUUAUUCAAUCAGGUGGAUCAUGGGAGGCUAAGGAUGGAAAGAUGAAGCUUGUAUUCCCGUGUGGUGGAACUGAGGUGGACCAUUCCUGUAAUGCAUGCCUCGGCAACUGA
This is a messenger RNA of Melampsora larici-populina 98AG31, 2049 nucleotides long. RefSeq lists its product as uncharacterized. Lineage: Eukaryota; Fungi; Basidiomycota; Pucciniomycetes; Pucciniales; Melampsoraceae. The coding region runs from base 1 to 2049 and encodes 682 amino acids. Gene Ontology annotation, molecular function: zinc ion binding; nucleic acid binding. The transcript is spliced from 2 exons. The record is from RefSeq and is a predicted model, not a curated record.